UGAACAUGGACACAAAUCGGUCGUUUGAUGAAGUUACACGAGCAUCUAGGAAGGGUCUGUCAUCGGGAAGCAGAUGAUAUCGGUCUCGAUACAGAAAUAUCGUUCGCAUAAGUGUCAUCGUCCACCUUCUGCUCAUCCUCCCUCAGGGUAUGAACGAACCAACUCACCUCAGCAGGGUAUGAACGAAUCAACUCACCUCAUGCUCAUCUUCCCUAACUUGCUCCUUUGCAGCUUCAACAUUGACUACGAAGGAAUGUGAAAUAAACACUAGUUGUCGCACCCUCAAUCAUGAAUCAAGAAUGACUAAUGUAUUAUUGUCUUGCUUUUCAAGCAUCUCAGACACAGAGGACUGUCAGCAUACGAAUCAUAGAUUGUGGCAUUAUGACGAAUAAGGAGAUUCAUUUGUUGUUCCUGUACACUGCAUUUCAUCAGGCAUUUUUGAAUGAAAGGACGAUCCAGAAGUACAUGAACAAGAUGAUGAAAAACUAUCUAAGGUUGAUGACACGGAGGUUAUUAUGUCUUUCAAGUACUUAGCUCGUCUCGAUUCAUUUACUUUUACUUGUGUUCUUGAUGUUGAUAUACGAGUGGGAGGACAAUUACCAGAGCCAGAGUGCAGUACACAUGCUGCCUGGUAGCAGCAGGGCAGAAUGUUUGACCAUGUGCUCUUCGACGCGUUGGACCCAACGCUACAAGCGCAGCUGAAAAAAGUGGCUGCUCGAGGAUGGAAGAAAACGGAAUUUACUGGUACCUAUUUCCUAAAAGCACCAUCGCGAUCACCAUCUUCUUUUGAUUUUAUUCAAAUAACUUUAACUUUAUUAUAGCACCAAAUGAAUCUUCAUAAGUAGUUCCUUUUAUUCCCACAACCGCUAUCACUAUCUAUUGAUAUCAGUAUCUUCAAUUGUUGUACUAGUACCAAUUAUUGCAAUUCCAUUGUUAUAAAAUAUGCUGUAACUUCUACUUCAUUCACAUCACUUUUUUUUUGAAUAUGAAUUUCAGAUAAUCACACGCUACUCCACUGGGCAUGUGCACAAAACCGGUCCGACGUGUUGCGUCUCGUACUGGAGUCAGAGCUUCGACAUGACGUCGAUCUUCAGUUGAGGGACGGAACUGGCAAGACAGCCCUUCAGUAUGCGAAAGCCGAAUCCCCUGAAGCAGCAGAAUAUCUCGAAAGGUACAUGCUGGCGCAGGGCGGAGGGAAGACACAGAUUGAUCCGCGUGGUGAUGUAGUAGUGAAUACUGUGCAAGCGGCGUCGUCGAGCGCAUCAACAGAGGAUGGCAAUGCAUCAUCCAGUGGCUCGUCACUCGGUUUUUUUGGAGGCUUUUUUUCUUCCUCGACGAGUUCCUCCUCUUCGAGUAGUGCAUCCUCUUCCGCUGGAGCCGAUGCCCUUGCCCCGCCGAGUGCGGCGACGAUAGAGGAGCUCCUGGCGUCGUCACGGAAGGCCAGUGCGCGACUACCAUCAGGAGGUGAAGGCACCGGGACCGGACGCAGGAAGCCUCCAGCCGCGGAAGGGAGUGCACGAGUAGGAAUGCGAGAGGAGGCAAGAGGAUAUGGGAAGAUGGCGGAAAUCGUCGCGGCAAAGCUCGCGGAGCACGAAGCGGGUCAGGUCCAAACGGGCGGGAGGCCGUCGACGUCCAAGGAGGCGAAGGAAAGACCGCUGUCGCUGUAUGAGGAACCGAUUCUGGGAUCUCGCAGAGCCCCUGCGAGCAACCGGCGAGCGGGUGGAGACAAGAGUGCAACGGCAGCUUUGGCGAGCGGCCCAGCAGCGAGCGCGUUGGGUGCUGCUGGAGGCACCGCGACAGCGCAUUUUAUGGGGGAUCUAACCAAAGCCAACAUAGGAGGUGACGAGAAGCGCGGUGGCGUUUUGGGAGGUCUCUUCGGCAACCUAUGGAACAACGCCUCUGUCGACGAAGACGCGGAUGCGAAUCCUUUUGCUCCUGGUGCGCAAGGCGGAAGCAGUCUCGGAGUUAGUCCUACAGCUAGUUCCCCGACGAGCCCCUACGCAGGUGGCAAGACGCGUCCAACAGGCGGCAUAUGCACCGUUCUAGGUGGGUCGGCGGCAGAUGUAAGUCCUAAACCGGGAGAUCGCGGCUUUUCCAGGCCAGAUCUAGCACAACGGCAGCUUCUCGAUACGUCCUUUCUAUCGCCGACGCAGACAAAGAAGUCAACAUCUAGUACUGUAAAACCAAAUACAACUUCUACGGGGAGCAGCGACCAGAGCAAAUUGGUACUCGGCGGCGUCGAGUUUUCGCAGGAAGAACUGAAGGAGCUCCAGCAACCGCUGCAGUUCGAUGGACUAGAAGGGAAACUAGGCAAGAAGGGCAAAGGAAAGAUGAAGGGACCGCCUCCAGGAUACUACAACUACAAAGGCGGUCCUCCACCUCCGGCUUACUACGGCGGUCCGCCUCCUGGAGCUUAUCCACCGCCUAUGUACGGAGGAUAUCCUCAUGGGAAGGGCGUUCCGCAUUACGGCGGUUACGACUACUACGGUGGAGGCGGCUACCAAGACGCGUACGGCAACACGUAUAAUCCGAACGGCUACGAGCAACCGGGUCCAACCUACAACACGCUAGGUCAGCGGCACCAGUACUCGCAGCCGCAGCACCCGCGCUACGUUUCGCAAGAGUCUGGCGCCUGGGUGAACCCUCUCGCGCCUGUGCAUGGAACCUACGGAAGCGGGCAGACGGGGCAGCUCCUUCCGCAAGGCGUCACCGGCCGAGCUAGACGGGUCACUUCGAAGAAGAACGCCCGAACGCCGUUGAUGGGGGCAGACCACUUCAACGAGAAGGAACAGGACAAAGCGAAAGGAUUGAUGGGGAUGCUGGAUAUGCUCGACCCCCGCACGUCGACCGAGAACAUGACAACGACCUACGGCGCCACUGGGAGUGCCAGCGGCUGCGCCACCGGCUGUUGUCCGCCUCGUGCACCUGGAUCAGAAGAAAUCAUCUGUCCGGCAGCCGGUACUCCAUCGCCUGAUGUGGGGAAAAUGUCAAACGCAGCAAGAAUGCGGGCUCUUCAAAGCGAGUAUCGACACGAGGAGCUGAGUGCCAUCAACGAGGCAGAGGAAAGCGAGGACGAAGACCUCUUCUCCGACGAAGAAAGCUCGGCAGUGCGUCGCGCCCGUAGGGCAUCUCGCCGAAGACAGGCCAGAAAGCACAUAUAGUACUUUACCCUUUCUUCUUUUUUGAUAUUGCCAGGAGUAAAUGCCUCGACCAUACUUACUGGAGAAAGCAAAAGGAGCACUUUCUAUGCUUGUGUGAGUCAUUAUAUUAUAGAACAACUAGAUGAUGUCUAACUCUAAUAUGAAAAGAAGCCUCUCCAGCUCCACCACGAUUGAUUUUAAAUUACAUUUUCCACCACCAACAGCUUAUUUCCGACCCCAUGGGGUGGGCAGAUACCGCUAACGCGAAUGCAGUUCUUCUGUUGUCUCUUGACAAUUCUCGUUGUCUCAUCUUUUGUUAAGGCUGUAGUAUCUCAUCACCUCGUUCUUGUGUCUGUGAGGCUGAGGUAUUCUCAAUGGCGGUUUCCCCUUAGAAUAUAUGUUGCGGGAAUCUAUGUAUAAAGGGAAAGAAGGCAACUCACAACUUCAACAGUACGCUUAGCACGGAUAAUCAAUGACGCACCAGUACUACACGUAGCUCUAACUUUGGCUUCUAUCUAUUGUUCGCCUGCCUUGCGGCCUUGUUUCCGACUUUUGGCGACAAACUAGAGGCUACUGUCACAAGCGCACCCGGUUCACACUACAUUCUGGGUACCAGCACCAGUAAACCAGGACAAGCGAACUCGCUUAGGGGUGGGAGCGAGCAGCAGGAAACGUCGAUGCACGGCGCGACAGACGCUGCAGACAGCACGAACUCAGCACUUCUAAAAGGAAGGGUGAAUGCCGCUGCUAGCAGUAGCUUUGUAGGCGCAAGGGUAGGUACUGAUACAACAUCACUUAGCAGGAGGUCAAAUGGCGCCGAGGAGCAAACAACUGCGAGAACAGCUUCGCAGACUAGUUUCUUUGGCACAAACAUGAACCACCUCUUCGAUGUUCUCACUGGCGUAGUAAAGGGAGGCGAGGAGGAACAUCCGCCCGACACUGACAACGUGGCAGGAAAUGCAGAUGAGCAUGCCACGGCAACAGGAGACGAAGAGGCGGUAUUAGCCCCUUCUUCGUUUGGUCAACUAAACAAGCAUAUUGCAGAACCGGAAGAGCAGGCAGGCGCAGGCGAGGUGCUUGGAGUUCUCGGUGAAAGACGACUUGGCGACGAUGAAGCAACUACAACUACACAACUUCAUGCACGACCUACAGCUGACGAGAGAGCUUCGCAGACUCAGGUGGAUGUGGGCGGAGAUGCGAUGCCUAGUACUACUACCUCUUCUGCUAUUUCAUCUAGCACGCAAGUAGCGUCUGCAGACGGCGGAGACAAGCACGUGCGCCUGUCGAUCGAUAGCGACGGUGAGGCUCGCGCAUUUUUCCAAGAAGCAUAAUGAAAGAAAUGCUAGAUGGCGUCUCUGCCAUCUAAGAUUGUGAUUCUCUUUUUGUUUUGUCAACUGCAAGAGCAAGAACUUUGUGGAAGUUUUGUCAACUCAAACGAAUAAAAUACAACUUCGUUAGCAAGAACAAAGUGGAACACUUUCAGUUUAUGGUCAUUCUUCAUCUUCAUGUUCGUCGGUGACUAAAAAGAAUACGGACUACUUAGCACUAGCAAAUUGUCAUCAGAAUUCGAUUAUUAUUUUCAUCCAUCUUCGUUAUCGUUUAUGCAACAACCACGACUACGGUCUUACGCGACGAAAUAUUUGAAAUUGUCAUGAUCAGCUUCGUCGAAGCUAUCUUUUGGCGAACUCUUCAAAUUACAUAUCACAGCGAUCUGGAUUUCGUUUCCGUGAUACUUAAAUAAACACACUUACUAGAGAAUCACACACGACAUCGCCCCAUUGACUAAGUUCGUUACACAUAAGUAACCGAUAUUGAUAAAAACCUAAAUCAGAUAUAGAAUUAGAAAUCGAUAAUUCGACUUGUUGUUGCAGUUGAACUAGAUAGAUGGUACCUACUGCUACUGGUAAAAGAGCCUUCUUCGGUGCACAGAGGCGUAACAAAGCGACAGCGAUAAUUACUUCGCUGCUCGCUCAGAGUGGUUUUUAUUGUUUAUGCAAUAUGCAUUUGCAUACUCUCCAAUAGGUCAUGAAUUCUCUUCGAGGAGAUGGCUCGCAAGGUAUCUUUUACUCAGAAGAGCACAUUAAUGUCUUCUCCGUCUACUUAGCGUUACGUCAACAUUUAAAAAUCUAAAUUAAUUUAUCUUCUUUUGUGUCCUCGAAACCAACUAACUCUUUCAAUUUUCUCGAUUUUCAAAACUGUCAUUCUGCAUAAGCAUUGACGCGCUACGACAGUGUUAAUAAAAUAACUAACAAGAACUAGAACAUCAUCAUCAUUCCUGCAUCAAAUUGUCAUCGGCGUUCCCCCUAUAAUAUAGAACAAUCCCGAUCCCACCUAUCGUAUCACCAAUGGAACCCGUUAUGUAUGUCAUGAGAUGUGAAUUUCAUGUGCUGUAGGUAGAUGCAGGUGCCUAGACAACAACACACAUCAUGAAAUCGGUAUCUGAUUUUUCCAAAGGGAACACACAC
Messenger RNA from Amoebophrya sp. A25, 5605 nucleotides. The record is from the annotation of a GenBank genome assembly. Lineage: Eukaryota; Dinophyceae; Syndiniales; Amoebophryaceae.